AUGUCUUCGUCUGCAGCUGAUCUGGCUAAUGAAUAUGAACGUGGUGAAAUCGACGAAGUUCCAAAGGGUACCAAAGGAAAGCGUUCGAAGGCGGAACAGGUUGAACAUAAACAUGCACAUCCGGAAGGUGAUACUCGCCGUAUUGUUGAAAAUGCCUCAAACGGUGAAGAGAAGCGCAAAGAGAAGGAACGCGAACGAACUACUUCAGGAUCUUCAAAGAGUGAGAAGUAA
Meloidogyne enterolobii is the source of this 231-nucleotide messenger RNA. The record is from the annotation of a GenBank genome assembly. Lineage: Eukaryota; Metazoa; Nematoda; Chromadorea; Rhabditida; Meloidogynidae.